Miscanthus lutarioriparius is the source of this 1068-nucleotide messenger RNA. Lineage: Eukaryota; Viridiplantae; Streptophyta; Magnoliopsida; Poales; Poaceae. The record is from the annotation of a GenBank genome assembly.
AUGUCGCUGCCGGGGCAUCAGAAGCGACCAUCGGCUCAAUGUUCCUUAACUGCCUGCAGCAGCAGCAGCAGAAAACGCCGCCGCCACCGCCUCCCGCCACCUACACCAACUGUCUCCGCUGGUGCGGGCACGGUGGCUGUGGCAUCCUCCCCUUGGGCGUCAAUGAACGAAGACUCGCUUCGCCUGAUAGCUUGGCGCGUGCUGGCCGGCGACUUGCUGGACUACGUCCACUUCCGCGCGGUCUGCGCCCACUGGCGGUCGAGCACCGUCUGCCCGCGCGGCCACGGCGUCACCGACCCGCGCUUCCACCCGCGCCGCUGGAUGAUGCUGCCGGAGGGCCACGGCCUGUACCCCGCCCACAGCAAGCUCCACGGCUACAUCCGCUUCUUCCACCUCGACACGGGGAGGUUCGCGCGCGCCAAGCUCCCGGUGUUUCAGGACCACUCCGUCCUCGACUCGGUCGACGGCCUCCUGGUCAUGCACAGGGACCAGGACACAGCCAUCCGCCUCCUCCAUCCUUUAACCGGCGACGUCGUCGACCUGCCGCCGCUCGUGACCCUCAUGCCGCAUAUCUUUAACCAAGACCUGCCCGGGGCUUCGCACCCGACACAUCGCUUCGUCUACCUCAGAGGAGUCUGCGCUUCGUUCAGUGUCAGUGCCGCUGGAGUCGUCACUGUCAUGCUCGCACUUCAUCGGAUCGACUUCAGUGAGGACGGGGACCAUGUCGCAGGCUUAGGUUCUUCAUUGCCAGAACCCAAGUUGAUCGCCACAAUUCCAACUGACAAGCUUGCCAAACCAAUCUUCCUAGUAGAAUGCAACUCGCAGAACCUUGUGGGUGGCUACACUGAUAGAUCGCUUUCGCAUAUGGUGGUUCAUAGACUUGCAGAUCUUAAAUUGGAAAAGCUGAUUCCGUUAAGAAGCAUUGGAGAUAAGGCUCUGUUCAUUAAUGAUAGGUGUCUAUCUGUUUCCUCUAAUGGGGCAUUGCCUACUGUUGUCAGCGACACCAUUGUUCUGCCCAGUAUGAAAGAUGGGUCAUUUGUUCAGUACCACCUUAAUACUAACACUUGA